AUGGUAAUGCAGUUUCAGGGGUUAGAAAAUUCGAGUCACAUUAAUCCUCACCACAGCUGCACGCUGUCAGGAUUUGUCCCGGAAAUGAUGAGUAUGAAGCCUGCGAAAGGUGUACUAACAGAACAAGCGGCAGGACCUCUGGGACAGAAUCUAGAAGUGGAACCGUACUCACAGUACAACAAUGUUCAGUUUCCCCAAGUUCAACCACAGAUUUCCUCAUCAUCCUAUUAUUCCAACCUGGGUUUCUACUCCCAGCAGCCUGAAGACUGGUACUCUCCUGGAAUAUAUGAACUCAGGCGAAUGCCAGCUGAGACUCUGUACCAGGAAGAGAGUGAGGUAGCAGAGAUACCUGUCACAAAGAAGCCCCGAAUGGGCACGUCAGCAGGGAGAAUAAAAGGGGAUGAGCUGUGUGUUGUUUGUGGAGACAGAGCAUCUGGAUACCAUUAUAAUGCACUGACCUGUGAGGGGUGCAAAGGUUUCUUCAGGAGAAGCAUUACCAAAAACGCCGUGUACAAGUGUAAAAAUGGGGGCAACUGUGUGAUGGAUAUGUACAUGCGAAGAAAAUGCCAGGAGUGUCGACUAAGGAAGUGCAAAGAGAUGGGAAUGUUGGCUGAAUGUAUGUAUACAGGCUUGUUGACUGAAAUUCAGUGUAAAUCUAAACGACUGAGAAAAAAUGUGAAGCAGCAUGCAGACCAGACCACUAAUGAAGACAGCGAAGGACGUGACUUGCGGCAAGUGACCUCGACAACUAAGUCAUGCAGGGAGAAAACUGAACUCACCCCAGAUCAACAGAAUCUUCUGCAUUAUAUUAUGGAUUCAUAUAGCAAACAGAGGAUGCCUCAGGAAAUAACAAAUAAAAUUUUGAAAGAAGAAUUCAGUGCAGAAGAAAAUUUUCUCAUUUUAACGGAAAUGGCUACUAGUCAUGUACAAAUUCUUGUAGAAUUCACAAAAAAACUGCCAGGAUUUCAGACUUUGGACCAUGAAGAUCAGAUUGCUCUGCUGAAAGGGUCUGCAGUUGAAGCUAUGUUCCUCCGUUCAGCUGAGAUUUUCAAUAAGAAACUUCCAGCUGGACAUGCUGACCUAUUGGAAGAAAGAAUUCGAAAAUGUGGUAUCUCUGAUGAAUAUAUAACACCUAUGUUUAGUUUUUAUAAAAGUGUUGGAGAAUUGAAAAUGACUCAAGAAGAGUAUGCUCUGCUUACAGCAAUUGUUAUCCUCUCUCCAGACAGACAAUACAUCAAAGAUAGAGAGGCCGUGGAGAAGCUUCAGGAACCACUGCUUGAUUUGCUACAAAAGUUGUGUAAGAUUUAUCAGCCUGAAAACCCUCAACACUUUGCCUGUCUCCUGGGCCGCCUGACUGAGUUGCGGACAUUCAAUCAUCAUCAUGCUGAGAUGCUGAUGUCCUGGAGAGUGAAUGACCACAAGUUUACCCCACUUCUCUGUGAAAUCUGGGAUGUGCAGUGA
This is a messenger RNA of Cynocephalus volans (Philippine flying lemur), 1461 nucleotides long. RefSeq names its product nuclear receptor subfamily 1 group H member 4 (gene NR1H4). The record is from RefSeq and is a predicted model, not a curated record. Gene Ontology annotation, molecular function: nuclear receptor activity; zinc ion binding; RNA polymerase II cis-regulatory region sequence-specific DNA binding. NCBI's taxonomy places the organism in Eukaryota, Metazoa, Chordata, Mammalia, Dermoptera, Cynocephalidae. The transcript has 9 exons. The coding region runs from base 1 to 1461 and encodes 486 amino acids. Gene Ontology annotation, biological process: cell differentiation; negative regulation of transcription by RNA polymerase II; negative regulation of inflammatory response.